GUAAGCCCCUGGAUUCAUAAUGCCAAUACCACAAGACGAUAUCUCAGGAGACGGUCUAAGUGUAUAAGAAAGGUGUUAGGUGUCCCUACAACCACAACAAUCACUUCAAAAACACCUCUAAUCAACACAUUCGCUCUAUUAAACACAUUCAUUACAGCUCACAGUUACACGCUUGCUUAAUUCAAACAUUCAACUCAACCACGAUCGUUCGUUACACCUCUUUCGUCAUGAAGUUUGCCUCCAUGUUUGCGGCCGUCGGCGCCAUCGCCUCAGUCGCUGCCCUUCCCGCCAAUCAGCCUCGCCAGGCAUGCACGAACCCCGAAAAGAAAGUUGAGUGGCGCCAGAUGGACGCCGGUGACCAGAAGGCUUACCUUGAUGCUGUUCUGAGCCUCAAGACGAAGCCCUCCAAGAUUGGACUCAACUCGACUCUCUACGAUGAUUUCGGCAAUGUGCACUACCAUCUUAACAAAUGGAUCCAUGGCGGCCCCAGCUUCCUGCCCUGGCACAGAUACUUUUCUUACGUCUACUUGAAGACCCUUCGUGAUGAAUGUGGCUACACCGGACCCGGCCCAUACUGGGACUGGACCCUCGACAACACCGCCCUGCUAAAGUCCCCCGUCAUGUCUUCGGACCUCGGCUUCGGAGGUGACGGCAGCACCAACCGGACCGAGACUUCGGCCAACGGCGGGGUUCUCAAGUGCGUCGACUCGGGCCCCUUUGCCCAGCUGCGCCCCGAGUGGCUCCAGAUCAACCCGACGACCAUGCUGGGUGGCGGCCACUGCCUUUACCGAGGCAUGCCCGAGGUCUCUGAACCGGACGCCUUCGCGGCCAUGUCCAAGGUCAUCUCGCCCGAGUACAUCGACGAAAUGCAGACGACGGGUAACUGGUCUGAGUACAGGUACUUGCUCGAGGGCGGACCGCACGGCACCAUUCACGCGUCGCUCGGCGGCGAGAUGAACCCGACUACAUCUCCAAACGAGCCCCUCUUCUUCCUGCACCACCCUCAGAUCGACCGCCUCUGGUGGUUGUGGCAGCAGCAAAACACCUCGCGCCUGACCGAGUACUAUGGGGAGCAGAUACACUUCGGCGAGGAGGGCACCCGCGAGGUUAGCCUCGACGACGUCCUGCCCAUGUGGGGUCUGGCCGAGAAUAUUACUAUUAGGGAGAUCAUGGACACUACUGGUCGUCUCUGCUACACCUACUGAAUGGCAGAGGGUCGUGUGUGGGAUGGAAAUUCGGAGGAGGUUAAUUCUCCGUUGGGGGUUUCGUCAGUGUCCGAGACAAAGAGACAUAUUUGUAUAUUCUGGGUGAUUUUUUUUAUUUACACAGUCCGAGGUUGCUGUGAUAAAUCGGUAGACAGGUACAUAAAAUUUUGUUAGAC
Molecule: messenger RNA, 1381 nt
Organism: Pyricularia grisea
Lineage: Eukaryota; Fungi; Ascomycota; Sordariomycetes; Magnaporthales; Pyriculariaceae
Exons: 4
Coding region: 228-1205 (325 amino acids)
Molecular function (GO): oxidoreductase activity
Source: RefSeq, a predicted model, not a curated record